AUGGACUCAGAACACGAUGAUGCCGUGUCACAACUGGGAGGACUGGCUCUGGGCCAAGUUCUUCAGGACAUGGGUAUUGUCAGUGCUGACUCAGAUUUGAGUCGUAUCGGACUUGGCUCCAAAAGAAGUGCUAAUGCACAGGCGCUUCAUCGCGACGAGAUCUACCGUAAUGACUUUGAUGAUGGCAAAGAAGAGGAAGGGAAAGACGAUGAGGAAGAUGAGGAAGAUGAUCUAGCUGAGGAUGAGGCUGCAGCUAAGGCUGAGAAUACCCGCUCACUUCGACGAGAAAAAGUCAAGGUGCGUGGCGAAGACGAUGACUUUGCCGACGAAGAAGAGAAUGACAAGGAUGGAAGCGAAGAGCCGCAAAAACAACAGGCAACUCAUGCUGCUCUUCUCAUGAGUCCAAGAACCGAAGCUCGCCACAUGUUCCCAGAUUUUCAGCAGGGUACCUUGCUAGACUUUACUGAGUUGUUUGCAACACGUUCUCUCAAACGUCGCAAACUCGUCGGUAAGCUGCCGCAAUAUGACAAAAAUCACCACGAGCUGUCAGCUUCAGAGACUGGGUACGACGAGUUUAUGGCUUCAGACGGCGUCAAGGGCGAAAGUGAGCCUCAUCUUCUCCCGCGCCUAGUGCAGCCGUAUGUGGCCAAACAGGCAUCAGACCCGACCAGAUCGCGUUGUCAGGUGAUAUGUGAUGGAAAUUCGAGCACGUCGCACUUGCUCACGAAUGUGGAAGUAGAUGACUGGGAGCGACACAUCACCCCGCAUUCGUCUGAAGAGCCUUCGCAUGUAUUAACUAUGGCAGAGGUGAGUCGACCUCGGAACGACGAACUGGCCAAAGGCAUUUGGUUUGAAAAUAUUAUUUGGAACUCACAGCAUCCAUUUCGACGUUUUGAUCGACUUAUUAUGGAUAUGAACGACGCAGAAAUGAUUCUCGAGAAUGAAAAUACCCAGUCUGAAAAACAGGCUUCUUUGCUUCGUGCAGACGCGCCGCCCAACUUGCUUAAAUCGAGUAAGUUUACGAGCGAGCUGGAUCCAUUUAAUCUGUCGAAUGACCGCAUGUAUGAAUUGAGCAAAGUGCACCGACACCGCGUGCGUCAAACCCUUGGUCAGCUGGUCGUUCGUCAUGCCUGGCCUGCGAUCAAACUCCAGCUACCAUUCUACAAGACGCGCCUAACGAAGCAUGAAACGCGUUCAUGGCAUCGUCCGCGGAUUCAAUUUCCCUCCAACAUGCCCAUCAGUUUUUCACGUGUCCGUUCAUCGCGCAAGAAGGAUGGUGAGCGCAAGUCCAAGGACCCCAGUGAGGUGCUGCAUAGCACACGCGAUUUAACAUUAAAAGACGCUAGCAACUACGUGUUAUGUGAAUAUUCAGAAGAGUAUCCACCACUGCUCUCUAAUCUUGGUAUGGGAAGUCUGUUGGUCAACUACUAUCGGAAGAAAGACGCCAAGGAUGAUUAUAUUCCGCGCUCUGAUAUGGGCGAAGCUUUUGUGCUAGAUGUGACGGAUGAGUCGCCCUUUAUGAAGUUUGGCAGUGUCGAGCCAGGGCAGACGCAAUUGGUUUUGUAUAACAAUAUGACACGCGCCCCGCUCUUUCGUCACAAGCCCACUCAAAAUGACUUUUUGUUCAUUCGGAGCACCACGAAGGAUGAUGUUCGUUACUACCUCCGAGAUGUGCCCAACUUAUACGUGGUCGGCCAAACAUACCCAACGACGCCCAUUCCUGGCCCUCACGCUCGACUUGUGACGAACAAUAUCAAGUAUCGAUUGCAAAUGAUCACAUAUAAGCUGGUUGAGAAAAGUCAUGCCCAUCGUAUCAAGAUUCAUCGCGUGAUGAAAUACUUUCCUGACCAGAAUGAGCUGCAAAUGCGACAACGUCUGAAAGAGUUCAUGGUGUAUAAUCGCAAGUCCGGUGAUAUGCAUCAAGGUUUCUGGCGUUUGAAGCCUGAUGUCCCCAUCCCGGAUGAGGCCGAGCUGCAAAAGCUGCUAACACCGGAGCAUAUUUGUCUGGUCGAGGGCAUGCAGGUGGGUCAACGGCACCUUUUGGAUGCAGGCUUCACCAAGACGGCCGAGGGAGCGGAUGACGACGCGGACGAAGGAAAGAUGGAAAUUGAGCAGCUGUUAGCCCCGUGGAUCACGAGCAAAAACUUUUUGCACGCGACGCAGGGGAAGGCCAUGUUGAAGCUGCAUGGCGAAGGUGAUCCCAGCGGACGGGGAGAGGCGUUCAGCUUUGUGCGUGUGUCUAUGAAGGAGAUUUUUCUUCGCGCUGGUGAAGAUGUGGACGAGCGCCUGGCAGCAGAGGCAGAGACGCGUGCCAAGUCGGGUCACCGUUACAAUGUGGCAGAGCAGCAGGCGAUUUACCGUUCAGAAAUCGCGCGCAUAUGGAAGGCACAACUGGCUGCGCUAUCGAAUCCUGAGCCGCCACGCAUUACAGCGAAGGAAGAGCAAAUGUGGCGUGAAGAGCAGCGUCGUGAGCGUAAGCAGCUGGAACACAAGGCGACCAAGCCCCUGCUCGUCAAGCGAUUGUUCAAUGGUGUGUGGUACAAGCACAUUGUACGUGACCCAUCGGUGAUCAAUGCCUAUGUAAAGCAGCGCCAGGAGAUUGAAGAGCAGAGUAUCGUGACCGAGUCGCUCAUGCCGACAGGUGAUGCGGCGCUUGAUGCGAUGCGCAAAAAGCGUCUAGAAGAAGAGAUUGCCGCUCGUGUGAAGAACCAGGACCGUCGUUUGCAGCGCAAGAAUGCGAAGGCAGCUGCCGAGGGCAUUAUUGGCGGAUACAAAAAGAUGCCCAACAAAACCAAUACCAAGCGCCGUUGUGGUCGCUGCGGUAUGGUGGGCCACAUGUCAACGAACAACGCAUGUCCGCAAUAUCAAGCUAGCAACGCAGGCGGUCGUGGCGGCAGUGGUGCUGGUGGCAGCGCGGCCAACUCUGUUCGCCCACCGAGUGUGAUGCCGAUGCCCAACAGCACAUAUUACACGAGUGCGACGAACCAGCAGCAGGGCGUGCCGAUGCCCUCGGCCUUUCCGCCGUUGGGGAUGAAUGAUCCUAUGGGGCCGCAGUCGCCUGUGUGA
Messenger RNA from Malassezia restricta, 3066 nucleotides. Its product is annotated as transcription initiation factor TFIID subunit 1. The record is from RefSeq and is a predicted model, not a curated record. Lineage: Eukaryota; Fungi; Basidiomycota; Malasseziomycetes; Malasseziales; Malasseziaceae. The coding region runs from base 1 to 3066 and encodes 1021 amino acids. The transcript has a single exon. Gene Ontology annotation, cellular component: transcription factor TFIID complex. Gene Ontology annotation, biological process: transcription by RNA polymerase II; RNA polymerase II preinitiation complex assembly. Gene Ontology annotation, molecular function: RNA polymerase II general transcription initiation factor activity; TBP-class protein binding; histone acetyltransferase activity.